Eurytemora carolleeae is the source of this 1146-nucleotide messenger RNA. Its product is annotated as COMM domain-containing protein 4. Bases 60 to 407 code for a protein of 115 amino acids. NCBI's taxonomy places the organism in Eukaryota, Metazoa, Arthropoda, Copepoda, Calanoida, Temoridae. The record is from RefSeq and is a predicted model, not a curated record. The transcript has 8 exons.
CCUUGAAAAUAAAUAAACAAGAAUUGCUGGCUGUUGUGUCUGCAUUGGAAUGGAUUGCCAUGGCAGGUGGGAAGAAUCGCGUAGAAUAUUCUGUGCUAGCUGAAGAACUGGAACAAUUAGGAACUCCAAGAGAGCAUGCUGGGGCCAUAUCAAGGGUGUACAGGGAUAACAGGGAUGAGUUGGAACAGUAUCUUCAGAAAAUCAGUCUUCGGUUCUCUAGACUCAAUACUUGUCAGGUUAAACUCUUAAACGGAGGAGACAAGGAUAAAGGUUUUAUUCUAGAUUUAGAAGUGCAAGACCAAAACAGAUCAGAAAACAGAAAGAUAGCAUUAAGCGAAUUGAUGCUUCGGAUGCUAAAAAACGAGUUGAAGACAGCUAGAGAAAGCAUCGAAAUGUAUCAACUUUAGAUAAGAAAGCAUCGAAAUCUUUCGAUUUGGUUUCAGGUGUCAUAUAAACGCUUUUACUUAAGAAAGCAUUGAAAUAAUUUAACUUUCGGAGUUAUUAUCGAAAUGAAGAAACUUUACAAAAAGAAAGCAUUUAAUGUAUUAACUUUUAAAAAAGAAAGCAUUGAAAUGUAUAACUUUACAAAAAGAAAGCCAUGAAAUGUACUUACUUUAAAAAAAGAAAGCAUUGAAAUUUAUCAACUUUACAAAAAAAAGCACUGAAAUGUGUCAACGUUUGGUAAAGAAAAUUGUCUUUAAACUGAGCCCUUUCGAAAAAAAAUUACGUCAUGAUUGAAGUUUGACAUCACUGAUACACAUCAAUUGACAUCACUGAUACACAUCAAUUGACAUCACUGAUACACAUCAAUUGACAUCACUGAUACACAUCAAUUGACGUAAAGUUUACACAUUGAAGUUAAGUGAACAGUGUUUACUGUUUAUGUUUGUAUAACUUGUUUGUGAUUAUACUGUGAUUAAACUAAUUAUAUUUUAAAAUGUCAGGUUUAGAAUUAUUAAUUUUAAUGUUUUUGGACUAAUAAUUUUAAAUUCCAGCCUUAAAUAAAUGGUGUUUUGCCCCUAUUUACUAAAUUAUUUUAAUGAUCUCCUUCCACUGCCGUAAACAGAUUUGAGGCAUUUAAUUUAGAGAUUUCUGGUGUUUUUCUAUGAUUGAAUUUAGAAAACUCAUUCUGUGAUUUAUUUCAGA